CUCCUUUUCCGUUCAUUCAUCAGCCUCGUCCUAUGACGAUUUCGAAGAAUUUCCUUCCUAGACCUACCUACGUUAGUAGAAAAAGAUGAAAAUUAGUAGUUUAGUUCGGAGCCAAGUUACCUACCUCGUUUUCAUCGCUUAUCCCUCAUUUCAGCUCCUUUCCCUUCUCUUGCCCCCUUUCCCCCCUGUUAUUGAGGUCAUACUUGGCGCGCCAACCUCGCUGACGGGUUGCCAUUCUUGCUGGGGCCGGUUCGUUACUGAUGGCCGGCCGGUCCGAUUUCAGUCCCUGGCGUUUUUUUUCUUAGUUUGAGGGGUUUUGCUCGGGACACUAAACUAGACUACUAUCUAGGCAGACAGGCAUGUGGUUAGUUACUUUUUAGUUUAG
Molecule: messenger RNA, 385 nt
Organism: Aspergillus welwitschiae
Lineage: Eukaryota; Fungi; Ascomycota; Eurotiomycetes; Eurotiales; Aspergillaceae
Exons: 1
Source: RefSeq, a predicted model, not a curated record